Molecule: messenger RNA, 2568 nt
Organism: Castor canadensis (American beaver)
Lineage: Eukaryota; Metazoa; Chordata; Mammalia; Rodentia; Castoridae
Source: RefSeq, a predicted model, not a curated record
AUGGAGACGAGUCGCGAGAUGCGCCUGGCUCACAUCUGCUGCUGCUGCCUCCUUUACCAGCUGGGGUUCCUAUCGAAUGGGAUCGUGUCAGGGUUGCAGCUUGCCCCCGACCUCGGGGAGUGGGAAGUCGUGUUUCCUGCACUCUGGCGCCGGGAACCCGUGGACGCGGCCAGCGGCAGCGGGGGCAGCGUGGACCCGAGCUGGGUGCGCGGCACGGGGGGCGGCGGCGGCGCCCGGGCGCAGUUGGCUGGGAGCUCCCGCGAGGUGCGUUCUGUGGCUCCCGCGCCGCUGGAGGAGCCGGCCGAGGGCCAGUCCGAGUCCGGGUCCCGGCCUCCGGCGCCACCAGGAGUUGAGGAGGACGAGGAACUUGAAUCGCAGGAGCUGCCACGGGGAUCCAGCGGUGCUGCCGCCUUGACCCCGGGCGCCCCGGCCUCGUGGCAGCCGCCGCCGCCUCCGCAACCGCCCCCGACCCCGCCCGCGGCCCAGCAAGCCGAACCGGAUGGCGAAGAGGUGUUGCUGAGGAUCCCGGCCUCCUCCCGGGACCUGUACCUGCUGCUCCGAAGAGACGGCAGAUUCUUGGCGCAGCGCUUCGCCGUGGAACAGCGGCCAAGUCCAGGCCCAGGCCCCGGCCCCACCCGGGCAGCAGCCGCCCUGCGCCCUCCCGUGCCGCCCGACGCCGCCUGCUUCUACUCCGGGGCCGUGCUGCGGCACCCCGGCUCGCUGGCCUCUUUCAGCACCUGUGGAGGUGGCCUGAUGGGAUUUAUACAGCUCAAUGAAGACUUCAUAUUUAUUGAGCCACUCAAUGAUACAAUGGCCAUAACGGGUCACCCACACCGCUUAUACAGGCAGAAAAGGUCCAUGGAAGAAAGAGCCACAGAGAAGUCAGCUCUUGGCAAUCCUUACUGCGGAGUCAUUUCAGAUAAAGGAAGGCCUAGGUCUAAAAAAAUAGAAAGUGGAAGAGGGAAACGGUAUUCAUACAAAUUACCUCAAGAAUACAACAUAGAGACUGUAGUGGUUGCAGACCCAACAAUGGUUUCCUAUCAUGGAGCAGAUGCAGCCAGGAGAUUCAUUCUAACCAUCUUAAAUAUGGUUUUUAACCUUUUCCAACACAAAAGUCUUGGUGUGCAGGUCAAUCUUCGUGUGAUAAAGCUCAUUCUGCUUCAUGAAACGCCAGCAGACCUGUAUAUUGGCCAUCAUGGGGAGAAAAUGCUAGAGAGUUUUUGUAAGUGGCAACAUGAAGAAUUUGGCAAAAAGAAUGAGAUACAUUUAGAGAUGUCGACAAGCUGGGGAGAAGACAUGACUUCGGUGGAUGCGGCUAUACUUAUCACAAGGAAAGAUUUCUGUGUACACAAAGAUGAACCAUGUGAUACUGUUGGUAUAGCUUACUUGAAUGGAAUGUGUAGUGAAAAGAGAAAAUGUAUAAUUGCUGAAGACAAUGGCCUGAAUCUUGCAUUUACAAUUGCUCACGAAAUGGGUCACAACAUGGGCAUUAAUCAUGACAAUGACCACCCAUCGUGUGCUGAUGGUCUUCAUAUCAUGUCUGGUGAGUGGAUUAAAGGACAAAAUCUUGGUGAUGUUUCAUGGUCUGGAUGCAGCAAGGAAGACUUGGAAAGAUUUCUCAGGUCAAAGGCCAGUAACUGCUUGCUGCAGACAAAUCCCCAGAGUAUCAAUUCUGUGAUGGUUCCCUCCACACUGCCGGGCAUGACCUACACUGCAGACGAGCAAUGUCAGAUUCUCUUUGGGCCCUUAGCAUCCUUUUGUCAAGAGAUGCAGCAUGUUAUUUGCACGGGAUUAUGGUGCAAGGUAGAAGGUGAGGAGGAAUGCAGAACCAAGCUGGAUCCACCAAUGGAUGGAACUGACUGUGACCCCGGUAAGUGGUGUAAGGCUGGAGAGUGUACCAGCAGGACCUCAGCACCUGAGCAUCGGGCUGGAGAGUGGAGCGAGUGGAGUUCCUGUAGCCGAACCUGCAGUUCUGGGAUCAGCAGCCGGGAGCGCAAAUGUCCUGGGCUAGGUUCUGAAGCAAGGGAUUGUAAUGGUCCCAGAAAACAAUACAGAAUAUGUGAGAAUCCACCUUGUCCUGCAGGUUUGCCUGGAUUCAGAGACUGGCAAUGUCAGGCCUAUAGUGUUAGAACUUCGUACCCAAAGCAUGCUCUUCAGUGGCAAGCUGUCUUGGAUGAAGAAAAACCAUGUGCCUUGUUUUGCUCUCCUGUUGGAAAGGAACAGCCUGUUCUUCUGUCAGAAAAAGUGAUGGAUGGAACUUCUUGUGGAUAUCAAGGAUUAGAUAUAUGUGCAAAUGGAAGAUGCCAGAAAGUUGGUUGUGAUGGCUUAUUAGGGUCUCUUGCAAGGGAAGACCACUGUGGAGUGUGCAACGGCAAUGGAAAAUCAUGCAAAGUCAUUAAGGGGGAUUUUAAUCACACCAGAGGAGCAGGUUAUGUAGAAGUGCUGGUGAUACCUGCUGGAGCAAGAAGAAUCAAAGUUGUGGAGGAAAAGCCUGCACAUAGCUAUUUAGGUAACCUGUGUUACAGACACAGAGACGAUGGAAAGCAGGAGCCCACCUCCCUGUCCUGA